Arabis nemorensis is the source of this 1632-nucleotide messenger RNA. The record is from the annotation of a GenBank genome assembly. NCBI's taxonomy places the organism in Eukaryota, Viridiplantae, Streptophyta, Magnoliopsida, Brassicales, Brassicaceae.
AUGAGUGCGUCUGUUGAGCAACAGAGACCAAGAUGCUUCCCCAUGACUUUGAUAAUAGACUGUUGCAAGCCGCCUACGGAAUCUGUCCCAGAGUUCCUUACCAAUCUCAGACUGUCGGAUCUUUACAACUUUCCCGGUGAAUCUAUUCCAAUGAAUCCGGAGAUCUUUAGCGCAAUGAAAGGGGGAAACAGAGAUUUUCUGGAGAAGAUGAAAGGCUGUGGAACACCAAUGGCAUGUCUCAAGAACGAUAAAGGAGAUUCCAUUCUUCACCUUGCUGUUGCUUUGGGUCAUCUUAAACUAGUGAAGAGCAUAAUCUCUGAAUGCCCAUCUCUUCUUUUGGAGCCAAACUGGAAGCAUCAGAUUCCAGUCCAUGUUGCUGCUCGUGCUGGUCACUUAGCUGUUGUUAAGACUCUUGUUGCAUCGAUAACAUAUUUUUCAGAUAGAAUACUGUCUGAAGAAGAGAGGCGGAGAUUUAAUGUAUAUUUGCUUAAGGACAUAGAGGGAGAUACUCCUCUGCACGCAGCAUUGAAAGGGCAGCAUCUCGAGACCGCUCUCUGCCUCGUGAAUGAGAAUAAGCUUGGCUCAUUUCUUGAGAACAACAAUGGAUUGUCUCCCUUUUACAUGGCUGUAGAAGCUGGAGGUCUAGACCUAGUGAAAGAAAUGUUGAAAGGUCUUGGGAAUAACGUCCAAGGUCGAGGUUCCAACAUAGCUUCACAGUUAGAAGGGAGAAAAUCGCUUGUACACGAAGCUCUAAAGGCAAAGAAUAGAGAUAUCCUUGAUGUUAUUCUUAAUGAAGAUCCAAGUCUUGGGGACGAGAGAGAUGUAGAAGGACGGACUUGUCUUUCAUUUGGAGCAUCCGUAGGGUAUUAUAAAGGAGUAUGCAACCUCUUAGACCGUUCAAAGUCAAGCAUCUUUGAAUGUAAUGAUGAUGGUUCAUUUCCAAUCCAUGUGGCAGUAGAGAAAGGUCAUGUGGAUGUUGUAAAAGAGAUUCUAAAACGUUGUCCAGAUUCAGUUGAGCUGCUAAACAAACAAGGUCAGAACAUUCUUCACGUUGCAGCAAAGAGUGGGAAAUCUAGAUCUUUGCUUUUAAAGCAUAUCAAGGGACUUGAUAGGAAGAAGAAUCAUCUGAUUGAAGAGGUAGAUGAGGAUGGGAAUACGCCUCUGCAUUUAGCCACCAUAAAUUGGCAUCCUCGAAUUGUUAGGGACCUUACUUGGUUUUCUUCAAACGGUACCAAAGUCCUAAAUAUAAAGAACAAAGAUGGCUUGAGAGCACUUGAUAUCGCGGAGUUAAAUCUGCAAUCCAACUACAUCUUCCGGGAGAGAAUGACGUUGAUGGUCUUGUUAUCAGCUUACAAACCAAAAGGCUAUGAGAAAAUACCCACAAAUGGAAUGACACUAAGAAGCAGAUCAGAGCCUGUAGGUGUUAACAAGUACAAAGACAGUGUCAAUGCACUUCUACUGGUGGCAACUCUCAUAGCUACUGUAACGUUUGCAGCGGGUAUUACAAUACCCGGUGGCUUUAACAGCUCGGGCAUGGCCAUUUUGGCCAAUAACUUCAACUUAAAGAGCUCUGCUGAAAACUUUGGACUGACGUUGUGGCCAGAAACAUCAACUUCAUCAUUUUUGUGGUAG